Messenger RNA from Pteropus alecto (black flying fox), 396 nucleotides. RefSeq names its product 60S ribosomal protein L36a-like. Gene Ontology annotation, biological process: translation. Gene Ontology annotation, molecular function: structural constituent of ribosome. NCBI's taxonomy places the organism in Eukaryota, Metazoa, Chordata, Mammalia, Chiroptera, Pteropodidae. The transcript has a single exon. The record is from RefSeq and is a predicted model, not a curated record. Gene Ontology annotation, cellular component: ribosome; cytosolic large ribosomal subunit. The annotation marks the transcript as partial.
AAUGGCCCUUUCUGUACCGAUAGUGCUUUUGCAAACAUAGGGAACGUUCCUAAAACCCGUGGGACUUUCUGUAAGAAGUGUGGCAAGUACCAACCCCACAAAGCGACACAGUACAAGAAGGGCAAGGAUUCUCUGUAUGCACAGGGAAAGCAGUGUUACGGCAGAAAGCAGAGUGGUUAUGGUGGGCAGACUAAGCCGAUUUUCCGCAAAAAGUCUCAAACUACAAAAAAAGAUUGUCUUGAGCCCAAUUGCAGACCUAGGAGAAAGCUCACUAUGAAGAGAUGCAAGCAUUCUGAAUUGGGAGGAGAUAAGAGAAAGGGCCAAGUGAUCCAGUUCUAAGCUUCAUAUUUUGAUUUAUUAUGAAGACGAUAAAAUCUUGAGGAUAUGUUCACUUCU